Messenger RNA from Phacochoerus africanus (Common warthog), 460 nucleotides. RefSeq names its product family with sequence similarity 240 member C (gene FAM240C). Bases 96 to 371 code for a protein of 91 amino acids. Lineage: Eukaryota; Metazoa; Chordata; Mammalia; Artiodactyla; Suidae. The transcript has 3 exons. The record is from RefSeq and is a predicted model, not a curated record.
CGGGAGGACGGCGUCUCCAGGAGCCCCACUGACUGGCCGGCAAGGACUGCCAACACGAGUGACCGAGGGCCUGUAUAGUCUCCUUUACCCAGAAGAUGAGUAAAAGCUCCACCAUGAAGAACCCCAGAAGGGUGUCCUACGAUGCUAAUGUGCUGAAGACGUUUUGGGAGAAAAAAAUCGAGCUUCACACGAAACAACUGCAGGAUGAGGACCAGAGGGUCCGCAGGAGUGCCCUGGACAGGCUCCGCGGUGAGUGGGCUCGGAAGCUGGAAAGAAGGAACCAGAUGCUGCAGAGCAGCCAGGAGGCAGCCCCGUGGCCCCCCCUGCCCGGCACCCCCGGCCGCCACACCCAGGACCAGCUGGCAGCCUGAGGCCAGGACCUGCCUCCUCUGAUGGCCCCGCAGGGGUCCUCCCAGCAGCCGGACCCCUUCACGGCUUUGUGUCUCUAGCGUGAUGCAAA